Cucumis sativus (cucumber) is the source of this 1648-nucleotide messenger RNA. Its product is annotated as 1-acyl-sn-glycerol-3-phosphate acyltransferase 2. Gene Ontology annotation, cellular component: endomembrane system. The coding region runs from base 237 to 1403 and encodes 388 amino acids. Gene Ontology annotation, molecular function: 1-acylglycerol-3-phosphate O-acyltransferase activity. The record is from RefSeq and is a predicted model, not a curated record. The transcript is spliced from 11 exons. NCBI's taxonomy places the organism in Eukaryota, Viridiplantae, Streptophyta, Magnoliopsida, Cucurbitales, Cucurbitaceae.
AAAUGUGAUGUGAUGAGACAUUGCUUGAUCCCUCCUCUCUCAUUCUCUUCAUCUUCUUCUUUCUCUCAAUCACUUUCUUCACUCUUUCCCACACCAUAAAUCCUUCCUUCGCCAAUUGUUUCGCUCUUCUAAUAAUCAAUAAUCAUCAUUUCCAUUUCAUUAUCUUCAAAGUCCUCCUUCUUCUUCUUUCCCUCUCAUUUCUCCCAACUCUCUCCAUCUGGUCCUGGAGCUUGGCUAUGGCGAUUCCCGCGGCCCUGGUGAUCCUGCCAUUGGGCGUUCUCUUCUUCUUCUCUGGCCUCGUCGUUAACCUCAUUCAGGCAAUAUGUUAUGUUCUUGUAAGGCCGAUAACAAAGAAUGGUUACAGAAGGAUGAAUAGAUUUGUGGCUGAACUUUUGUGGUUGGAGCUUGUUUGGCUAAUUGAUUGGUGGGCAGGUGUUCAGAUUAAAGUGUUCACGGAUCGUGAAACCCUUAAAUUAAUGGGUAAAGAGCAUGCACUUGUUGUCUCUAAUCACAGAAGUGAUAUUGAUUGGCUUGUUGGGUGGAUUCUAGCUCAGAGAUCCGGAUGUCUUGGCAGCACGCUAGCUGUAAUGAAGAAGUCAUCAAAGUUUUUGCCAGUUUUAGGUUGGUCAAUGUGGUUCUCGGAGUACCUUUUUCUUGAAAGAAGCUGGGCCAAGGAUGAAAUUACCUUAAAGUCAGGUCUUUUGCGGUUGAAGGACUACCCUUUACCUUUUUGGUUGGCACUUUUUGUGGAAGGGACUCGAUUUACAGAGGCAAAACUUUUGGCAGCUAAAGAGUAUGCAAUUGCCAACGGAUUACCUGUCCCCAGAAAUGUUUUGAUUCCACGCACAAAGGGUUUUGUGUCAGCUGUAGGUCACAUGCGCUCAUUUGUUCCAGCAAUUUAUGAUGUUACAGUAGCUAUUCCCAAAACCUCACCUACACCUACGAUGCUGAGACUCUUCAAGGGGCAGGCUUCUGUGGUGCACGUGCACAUUAAGCGACAUUCAAUGAAAGAACUGCCUCAGUCAGAAGAUGCCAUUGCUCAAUGGUGUAGAGAUAUGUUUGUGGCAAAGGAUGCACUGAUGGAUAAGCAUGUAGCAGAAGACACCUUUAGCGAUGCAGAGUUGCAAGAACUUGGUCGGCCAAUCAAGUCCCUCUUGGUAGCAAUUUCAUGGGCAUGUCUACUCAUCUUAGGGUCCCUCAAGCUUCUUCAAGGCUCUACCUUUUUAUCUUCAUGGAAAGGUCUUACAUUCUCCGCAACCGGCCUUGCCAUUGUUACAGUUCUCAUGCAGAUCCUCAUACGUUUCUCCCAGUCAGAGCGGUCGACUCCGGCAAAGGUCGUCCCAACCAAGGCGAACACAAGUGGCAGACCACUCGAUCCCAGACAACAGCCAAAACAAAAGUAGGGUGUAGGACAAACAGAAGUCACUUUUGCCUAAAACCUUCGUAAUAUUUCUUUUUACACGAUCGCUCUCGUUUAAAGGCAGUCGUAACUCGUUGUAGGUUUUGUGAACUUUAUACGUGUGUUUUGGCCACUGUAUUGUAUGUUCACUCCAACUCUCUUUCCCUUCUCAUAUCAAACCUUUUCCUCCUUAGAACCUGUAUUUUGCAAAUUACUAAAUUGGCCAUUCAAUUCUUUUUCUUUUUUUUC